GUACCAAAACAAAUUUAAUGUCCACACGUGUUGGCAUGAGACUUACCAGCUAAGCCAAAGCUGGAAAACCAAAUUACCAAAACCAUCAGCGCACCAUUCCCCCAAACAAACCCGACGACUGCAAAAUCGGCGAUCACGUCUCUCUCUCCUUAACGAUCUGAUUCAAUACGACUUCAUUUUAAUCGUUGUUCGAUCUCUAUCCCGGGAAAGUAUGGUCGAGGAAGACGGGAAGAACAGGGCCUCACCGGCAACCGGCGAACCCUUACCGGGAAACUAUUACUACGGUACGUUUCAAGGAGUGGCCAAUCAUCCACCUCCGCAGUCUCAGCCACCGGUGUUCGGUUUCCCUCAGCCCACUCCUCCUCCUGGUGCUUCCGGUGCUCCUCCUCAUUACUAUCCUCAUGCUUAUCAAACUGCUCACGGUUAUGCUGUUGCUGAAGGUAGACCUGUAAGGGAGCACCGCCUUCCUUGCUGUGGUAUGGGGAUCGGCUGGUUGUUGUUCAUCUCUGGUUUCUUUCUUGGUACCAUUCCUUGGUACGUUGGAGCUUUUCUUCUUCUGUGUGUACGGAUUGAUUACAGAGAGAAGCCUGGACUUAUAGCAUGUACUUUAGGGGCCAUGCUUGCUUUGAUUGCUGUGACUUUUGGCGUGACAAAGGCAACUCAUUCCUGGUGAGGCUAUUCAGGCUGCAAAAUGUAACUUAUCCUGGCGGUCUCUAUUAAGAAAGGAACAGAGAGGAAGGAAAGGGCAACUUUAGUAAUUGGUUUUGUUUGUAAGAUGUCUCUUUUUCUCAAUUUGUAUAGCAAAUAUUGACUGGGUGGUUCUUAUCCUUAACAUGCACUUUCCCCCUUUAUUAAUGUUUGUGGUACUUCUUGGUUUACUCCAGCAGUGAUAUGUAUAUUUUUUGAAAAAUUCCCCAAUAGAGGUCCAUAUUUAGAUUGGA
Molecule: messenger RNA, 941 nt
Organism: Lycium ferocissimum
Lineage: Eukaryota; Viridiplantae; Streptophyta; Magnoliopsida; Solanales; Solanaceae
Product: large ribosomal subunit protein eL20z-like
Exons: 4
Coding region: 212-673 (153 amino acids)
Source: RefSeq, a predicted model, not a curated record